AACAAAGACAAGACAGACACACGACACCAUCUUCGUCUCACGUUUGAUUAAAACCACGGUCUUGUGCUAGGGUAAUGCCCGUUCCUGCUUACUCUCUGGCAAGGAUGUAUUAAUCUGCGUCUACUAUCUUUUCUCCCCUCUCUCUGCAGCUUGUCUUUGAUUUGUUUGGCCCGGCAUUUGCUUGUCAUCCUUCCUUUCGGCUUAGGUUUAGUCGCCUUUUUUCUCCGGGCCUUGAUGUCCGGAUGCCGUGAACCUGCAGCAAUCCUUGCACAAAGCCCUCUUUUACAUAAGAAAGGAGAAAAAAAAGCAUGAUCGUCAAAGUCACUCGUCACAUAGCAGAGUGCCUGUAAGCUUAAUUGCGCGAUACAUCAAGCAGCUAUUUUCUGUUGCCGCGCGCCUUCUUUCCCGGAUUUCCAACGUUCUUCAAGGCCUCCAGCAUAUUUCCCAAUAGAGGCAUAUUUUGCAAGCGACACGAGAGCCAUGGAGGCCCAUUCACUUGCCUCCCUAAACCUGCUGGCGGCGAAUCCGCCGCAAUAUCCCGAAAACCCGUCAGAGACAAGACUAGAGCCUUUGGUGCUCUACAUCUCCAGAGUCCCUGGCACCAGAGAUGUUAUUCUAUCACCUUUUAAACCUCAGAUCAAGAAUGUCACAGGCGGAGAUGUCUCCAGCAGUCUCUACUAUGUUCAUCUUGAGAUCCCCAUGCUGGAUAUAACCGGCCCUCAGCCAUUGAGAGAUGAUGCGCAAGGUAGAUCCAGCGAGGACAGCUCUAUGACGAGGACGAUUGCUCGGAAGCCGGUUCCUGGAUCAAUUUCAUCCCAGACUCCCAAUAUCUCGAUACAAGGUGAUCAACAACAGCAACAGCAACCCCAGAUUACUUUCGAAAACCCGACGUUGCGUCCACCAAACGAUCUUAGUGUGCCUUUAUACUCACAAGAUGCCGAAGUUGCACCCCCUCUUCCCCCCAGACAAUACGAAUGGUCGGGCUCGGGAUUCUCAGAGAGAUCUUCCGAGCGGAAUGCUCCAGAUGGGUCACAGCAGUUGCGCCCAUCUGCCUCUAGACGCAAGCCUGUCGGGCCAAGGCAGCUGAGCGAUAUUCCUCAGAGUCGGGUCUCCAUGGACGAAACGGCACGCUCUAGAGAUCAAACCAGAGAUCGAUCAGCUACCAUGGGGCAUACUAGGCAAAGUCGCUCUCUGUCUCCAAUAAAGAACAGCGAAUAUUCUACGCCGCCAUUUACCUUGAGCCUGAUAAGGAGGGAUCCAGGUACAGGAGACCAGUGGAACGUAGGCAAAAUUUCGUCGUACGAGGUGAAUACAGAGGUUGGGGAAACGGGCCAGUCUGCCACGUAUCUCUCUGCAUCCUCAGAACAGCGAUCUCCUCAACAUCCACCAAUCGAUAUUCACAUCGAAAGCGCAGGAUAUGCCAAGUUCCGUGGAAGGCCAUCCAGCGCCAUCCCCCCUAGGAGGAGCAUGGAUGCCGACCGAUCAUUCAUGGACAUGGCACCAGGCCCACGAGCCGAUGGCAUGUUCUCCAGACAGGUUUCCAUGGCGUACUCGAGAAGUUUUGGCUCUGCGAUACGAUCCAAAUUCCACCAGAUGGAGCAGGCCGCUCGGAAGAAGGCAGUACACAAUCGAAGCGAGAGCGAAGCAUCGGCCAAUUCGUUCAGCUCCGGAGAAUACAAGUCCGGGUCGCCGACAUCUUCACGUCCUGACAAGAUGAAGCCGAGAGGAUACACCUUUACAAGCCCCUGGGGUGGCAGAUGCGAGUUUCGCACGGGCAACGGCGGCCGAAGCUUGCUGUGCCACCAUUUCUUGCAUGAGGGCGAAGUCGGAGCUUAUAACCCGUUGGUCCCCGAGGCGAGUCCGUCAAGGUCGUCCACCGUUGUCAGCGAGUUACGCUUCAACCUUCCGGGCUCUGAAUUUUUCCCUUCUGGUGAAGUCCCCAAGGGCGACGACCGCCGUCUUGGCCACUUCAGCAAGUUCAUCAAGUCGGCCAUGGAACGCUAUGAAGAUAGAGAUGAAGAUGAUGUAAUAUCACCGUUUGACGUAAACAUAGGCGGCGAGAGAGCUGGAGGAGGCAACCGCGGCAAGCGGGCCAAGCUCGGGAAGCUCAUCAUCUACCACGACGGGCUGAAGAUGCUCGAUCUGCUGGUGGCAGCCAACAUGGGGCUGUGGUGGGGGACAUGGGAAAGGAGCUUCUGAAAGCGAGUUGUGCAUAGCGUCGAUUAUGCCGUUGAGCAAUCCAUCAUGAGCGUGUAAAUGCUGGUUUCUUUUUCCCUUGUUGUUUUUUGUUUUCUAUUUUGUUGUUUUUUAUCAUAAUACCUGGUUGGCAUUAGAUAGGAGGUAAUAAUGA
Molecule: messenger RNA, 2350 nt
Organism: Trichoderma harzianum CBS 226.95
Lineage: Eukaryota; Fungi; Ascomycota; Sordariomycetes; Hypocreales; Hypocreaceae
Exons: 2
Coding region: 481-2199 (572 amino acids)
Source: RefSeq, a predicted model, not a curated record